Lithohypha guttulata is the source of this 1539-nucleotide messenger RNA. RefSeq lists its product as uncharacterized. NCBI's taxonomy places the organism in Eukaryota, Fungi, Ascomycota, Eurotiomycetes, Chaetothyriales, Trichomeriaceae. The coding region runs from base 1 to 1539 and encodes 512 amino acids. The record is from RefSeq and is a predicted model, not a curated record. The transcript has 2 exons.
AUGCCGCGACCGCCUGUCCGAAGGCGGCGGCAGAAUAGCUUCAGUCCGAAGAAGCAGAUAAUCACCACGGAAUCAACGCAGGCGCGACAAGUACUGGAAAGGAAGUUGUCAGACAAGCCGGUUGGUAAAAGGCCACAGGACAGCGACGAUAGUGAUGCAUUAGUCACCACUAGAACACCUAGUCGCAAUCGCAAGCGACAAGAAAUCUACGCGUCAGGAGCUGUUGCUAAGGGCGACAAGCCAGGCGGGUAUCCGACCAGAGCACAGAGGAACAGGACUAUGCGCGAGAACACCACAGAGAUUUUGAGCCAAAGGUCGAGAAGUGCGUCAAGAGCUACCUCGGUUGUAUCGGCGACACCGCCAGCAGCACUCGUAGUAGACAAAGAAAAGAGUGCCCAAGAGACGAGAAGCAGGACUACGCCCGAGCUGAGCUCAAAGAAAGAGAAACGAAUACAGGAGAAACCCAUAACUGUUGCCUCAAAUCCUACGCCAAGAGCAGAAGUCUCCGUGCUGGGCAAAAUCAAACCAAGAAAGCGACAGGCUAGUAUCCUACAACUCAUAGAAAAUGAUGCAAACAAUGAAUCAAGCAUAAUAAACAGCGAUGAUGAGGCGCAAUUUUUGCCGGACGAGGUAUCGACUCCAACGGCCCAAAAUCGCAGGUCACUAACAUCGAGCACAUCGAAGGAAUCUACUUCGCUGAAGCGCAAACGUGGCACAGAAGAGCCAGAAACAGCCACUAAUAAAAGACCUUUCUCUUCACCUAGAUCAGCUGAUUCGAAUCAAAUACCUCCACCUUCAAGGUCGCAAAAUCGAAAGUUAAGCAAUGCCGUGGUGCAAUUGAGACAAGAAGACGACAUUAUGGCACCACCUGAGAGCAGUGACGAAGAUGAAGGACCUGACAAGGAGGCUGGCUCUACUAGACCACCACACCGGAGUGAUAAACAGAAGCCGGUAGCUCUCAGCACGCAGCAGUUGCAAAAUCUCAUGCCAUCGAAAAAGCAUCAGCAGCCGCCAAGGCGGAAGCAGCCACCCCGAGCUGAGUUCGAUAUUCCUGCAGACUCGACAGACAACACGGAUGACGAGGUAGACGAAGAAGACCACUCAUCGUUUAUGCCUGCGAGUGCUCGCAAGAAGACCAAGCGUCCUCAACGAGGUACCAAGAAAGCAAUCACAAAAGGGUUGGCAAAUCAGUCCAAACCCAGACCCAAGGACAAGAAAGCAAAGAGUACGAUUGCCCAAACGCCUUCACCGGAUACAACCAUGCGAGUCAAAGCAUCAAACACACCAUUAGCAAUGGCAAACUCAGCAAAAGGCGUAAAGAAGCGAUAUGGUGGUUCCCGGCGCCAAGCUGCUGGAAAGGAAAACCAGCCCAUAUCGUUAUCCGAAGAGCCAUCAGAUAUUGAUGGUGUGCAGAAAUCUAACCCCAUUGGGUCGGAAGUGAGGGCGUGGAACAGGAAAUGGGCAGACAUUGAUGAUUUCGAUCUGGCUUUUGAAGAUGUAUCAAUGUCGACGAGGAGUAGUUCACCGUUGAGGCGAUGA